UGUCAACAUCGUCCACCCUCGGUCCCUUGUCAACAUCGUGCAACCACGUACGCAGACACAACGCAAACCUUUCACAUCUAGGCUCGGUUCUAUUUCGUGCAACAAAAUAGAUCUUCUCGGUGCUCAUCGUGCAACUGGUAAAAUGAAAAUCACUUUACUUUGUUUUCAAGACGUGUGAUUUUUUUGCAGCCCCGUUCUGGUCGUGCCACAGAUUUUUCCGAUCGAUUUUCUUGUUUCGUCCACGACUUGUUUCAUAGAUAGAAUCAUAGAUUUUCCAAAUUUCGGCACGCAUCAUGCCUACCCUCAUCUGAUCAGCAAGAUGUAGAUGGUCGUUGAAGAGCCUCUUUGUCUUUCCCCCCCCCGCCCCAACUCCUGGUUAUUUUUCUCUACCCCACUAGCACUACUUCAACUUCUACUUGUGCUUUCAUUAUGUACUUGUACUUCAUCUGAAGCAUGUAAUGUAAAAGAUCUUGUGCUGGGCCGCAAAUAAUUAUAUUCAAUUUCUCAUGGACCAGAUCGCCGUGCACCGGGCGUCGCUUGUCGAGGAUGAACUGCACGGUGAGCCUCAAUAUCCUGUGCAAAAGUUCCGUACUCGUAGUAAAAAUCGCUGUCAUGCAUUACAACAAAUCUCCUGCUUAGCCGAUAUUUGCAUUACAAAUUUCAUUUUUCAUGGUGAGGGAAUUUGUCAUGCGAUUUUGACUAGGACGAUGCUUUUGCGUUUCAUACUCAACAGGAGCCGGGCGCACAGCUGGAGGGCGAUGGUGGUCGGGCUUUUAUUUCUCCCAUUAAAAACCGACCCGCCUUUGACGAUUCGAGGCGGGACGAGAAGGACAGCAAGAACCCAUUUUACCGAGCCAUGGACCGCAUGAUGACCGAAGAGCUUGAUCUAUCCUAUUGGAAAACGUCCCCAGCCCAUAGUUGUAAUAAGUUGUACUCGGAACAGCUACAUCUUCACACGAAAAAAAGGCGCUUUGCGCUUGCGUUCAUUGCGCAUUUCCUUGUUGCGGUUUUGGUCUUCUCGAAAAAAAUUCUUUUCUUCCUCGCCUUGAGCGCUAGCCUAAACCCAAUAUUUCUACUGAGCCCAUCAAUGUGCGGCGAAUGUGAAGCCUGUGGUGAGGUGAAGAGCUCGAGGCAGUGUCCACUUCGUUUCGCUUUCGUGCUAUGUUUUCACUUUUUCUUUGUUGCUCUAAUUCUUUCGCUUCCUUCAAAUUUUCAGACCUUUGGCAUUUUUCUUUUGUGCUUGUUUUCCUUCGUUCCUAUUUGUGUUCUCUUGCUUUCUCUUCCUUGUGCAUUUUGUGAUCACGGAUCUGGGGCCAUUUACGCUGUUGUGUCGGCUUUUGCCGAUGUAAUGAAAAAAGACCCCAGUCCGCGAUCGUCAAGCAACUCAAAUAGUACUAUCUACACUAUUUUACUUCUCACUAUCGUUGCCUCCUCGGUUCUACAGCCUCUCUUCCGGUGCUGCGUCUGUAUUUCAGACUGCAGAACCCCCAUUGCCUUCGUGCUCGACUUUCCUGUCUUCUUCGUGGUGCUGAGUCUCGUGUGUAGGGCAAUAGGCGUCUUCCUCGCCUCGGUUGCUGUUGCCUUGUCUUCGCUCCCCCGGUGGCAUGUAGUGGGGACCACGUGCGCGCGGUCAAUGCACCCCUAGGGGCGCCCUAGGCCGGUGCAUGCUCCUGGCCCGUCGUUUCGCUUGGUCUUUUCUUUCGUUGCGGCUCAAAUUUUUCUGGCGCUGCGGGCUUCCGGGCUUCUCUGUCUGUGCUAUUUUUCGCCCAACGGCCCAGCUGCGCCAUUUCGUUUCGUAGUCUUUCGUGCUGCUUUGCUUUUGGCGAAAUCUAGGCGGACGACGCACCUGCUCCAUCGAGUUGGUUCUCCUUCUUCAACUCCCGGGGCAGUUGUCUGUUAAGUAUACUCGCAGUCUAUAGGAGCUAGCGCUACAACUAAUAGAAAAGGAGAAAUACUAAAUUGUAAUAAGUUGUACUCGGAACAGCUACAUCUUCACACGAAAAAAAGGCGCUUUGCGCUUGCGUUCAUUGCGCAUUUCCUUGUUGCGGUUUUGGUCUUCUCGAAAAAAAUUCUUUUCUUCCUCGCCUUGAGCGCUAGCCUAAACCCAAUAUUUCUACUGAGCCCAUCAAUGUGCGGCGAAUGUGAAGCCUGUGGUGAGGUGAAGAGCUCGAGGCAGUGUCCACUUCGUUUCGCUUUCGUGCUAUGUUUUCACUUUUUCUUUGUUGCUCUAAUUCUUUCGCUUCCUUCAAAUUUUCAGACCUUUGGCAUUUUUCUUUUGUGCUUGUUUUCCUUCGUUCCUAUUUGUGUUCUCUUGCUUUCUCUUCCUUGUGCAUUUUGUGAUCACGGAUCUGGGGCCAUUUACGCUGUUGUGUCGGCUUUUGUCCGAUGUAAUGCAAAUCUGCAUGCUGAAAAUGUUUCUCAUGCGGAGCCCCAUGAGAAGCAUUUUCUAAUCGUGUUUUGCAAUUUGUCAUGCUCCAAUCAGCAUGGUAUGCUAGAUCUGUGAUGCUGCUGAGCUAGCUCAAACAGCAUUACACUACGAAUGCAAAUUUGUCAUGCAAAACAGCCAAAACUUGUGGAUUUGUCUUGCCGAUUCCCCAUCUUGACUAUGGUGUGGGGACGUUUUUACUCAGGAUAUGAUCCGAAGAUCGAAGCUGAACGGGAGAGAGUAAGACACAAAUACGACGACCGUCGUGGGCCGCAGGCUGUCGACAAAAAGCCCGGCGGCACAAGAACUGACGUAUUGUCGUCGCACGUCGAUUUUUCAUCGGAAAAUGGGGAAGAGGAAGACUCUAUCAAAUGUAAAAAUGUCUGGGUCUGGAAGAUUCUGACACUUGUCAUGCACGUUAUGCAUGAGCCCUGAUGUCUGUGAUGGAUGCCCUAGCAUCACAGAUUGUUUGAGAGUUUCUUGAUGCCUAUUCCGCGUGACAAAUGCCCUCUCCGCGUAGCAAAAAUUGCAUUCCUUUUGGUACUCAUGCAAUGCAGAUUUUUCUGGAAUCCAAAUGCAGCAUCACAAGUUGCAUUCUUCCAGACCCAGACAUUUUUACAUUUGAUAGACUCUCUGCCAGAUCGCAGCAUGCGCUCCAUGGUAGAGUUUCACGAUCAUGAGGAGCAACCUCCGCGCACAGAAGAUCAGGAAGGCCGCAAGAUGAACAGCAACCCCACGGCGCCAACGACGUCCGAGGAAACAAGUAGAGCUGCCAUAUGCAAUGCAAAAGCAUUGUACUCGUAUAAAUGCAUUACAAAUUUCCCCAGCGUGAUAAAUAAAAUUUGUAAUGCAGAUUUGCCUUAAGACAAAGAUUUGUAAAAUGCAAGACUUGCAUUUAUACGAAUACGAUACUUUUGCGCAGGAUUUUCCAAGCUGAAAGACGAAUUUCACGCACGACACUCGGCCUCUAUGCACGACGUCGACUUUGUUGAGUUCGAAACUGAACAAGACCGCCGGGUGGCGCAGGACUUCUCCUCGAAAAACCUCCAUGCAGACAAGCGAAACGUGUACCAAACGACUUCCACUUCUGUUGUAGCCACGGAUAAUGCUGUUGAUCGCAAUUAUGAACCCGCGGGAACUUCUGCAGAAGCAGCAGAAAAAACACCACCACCACCAAAUUCGACGAAGAUGCAACAAAUGUCCUCAACAUCUUCGUCUUCUUCGACAACUAGGGACGGACACAAGAAGCUGCGGCAGAUGCUGGAGGAGCAGAACGCGCCGAUGACCACCUCGUCCAAGCGGACGGCUUAUGAAAUGCAAAUAUGUCUGGGUCUGGAAGGUUGGAACUUGUGAUGCUAACUUUGGACUCUAAAAAAAUCUGUAUUGCAUGACCAGCAAGAGGAGUCCAGUUUGUCCUACGCAGGGAGGGCAUUUGUCAUGCGGGAUAGGCAUCAGGAAGGCCUCUAAAAAUAUGUGAUGCUAGAUCAUGCAUUACAGACACCCUGAGUCAUAGAAAACAUGCAUGACAAGCCUGGCAAUCUUCCAGACCCAGACAUCUUUGCAUUUGACACGGCUUUUAUCACCGACGUGCCUGCAGCCGCGGCCGGGGGGCAACUGGAGCAGGAACCAGACGAGGCGGAGGCACUGCUGCACGAGUACCACUUGAUAUCACGGGAAGAAGAAGCAGAGCUGAGGAUGAAUGAGGAUAGUAAAAACAAGGGUACGAACAACUACCCAACUUCGGAAAACAACACCAGUCGCCCAGACGGGGCCCCCACUCUGGCGAAUGAUGUGACUAGCACAAACAUCCUGGGUGGAGGCAGAAAAGGUCCUGGAGGUGGACUACGAAGCUUUUCGUUAACAGGACCGGCGACAAGACAAGCGGCCAGUACCUCUCGGGGCCUUUCAGAUAAAAAUUCGAAAGACGCGGACAAAUAUCAGGAAUUUAACGCGGGAUGCCUGGUGGUUCCGGGAAUUCGCAAAAUCAAGGGACUUGGACGAGAUUUCUUCACCGCAACGGUGGAUCCGGAGAAUUUUCUCUUAGAAGAUGUAGCUCCUGCUCGUGGAGGUUCACCCCCGCUGUCACUUUUAAAAAACAAUUUGUCCCUUGAUUUCCUGCCCCGCCUUCUCGGUCCUCGGAUGUUGCUCGAAAAACCGGGAACAAGCACGCAAAGUCCUCCAGGAGCGGCAGAUCGCCGUGGAAGAAGCUUCGAGCGCACCAGUAGUCCGCUAAAGAUAACUCCGACAAGUAGAAUCAUCGCAAAUAGCCCUUCCACAUCUACUUCUACUCAGCGCGGGCGCGCACGCGAGCUGCGGGAGGAGCUGCACGCCGCGGACAGCGGCAUGCCAAUAUCGGAAAACGCUAUGCGCAGUAGCAUGCCCGUGAUGGAAAUUUUUCUGAACCGCUUUCAGAAAAACAGCGCUGGGAGAAAUUUGCACUACAACCCCUCGGACCGCAUCGAAAUCAGUCCCGGGCGCGGCGACGGACGUGGGGGUGAUAGGAUGAACAACAACUCGGAGCUGCUCAGAGAUUUAGGAUCUACUACUAGAAGUACUUCACGACCCGAGCAAAGCCGGGGAGUCUACAGAAAUUACGGAGCAGCUGCAGGAAAUUACGCAGCAGGUUCGGCGGAAGCACCAGAACAAGUAGAGACUACGGGGGCUUCGAGGAAUAAGAAUGAAUCUGCAGGAGGAACUGCGCUUUCUCCUCCUUCUACACGAGGAGAUUUUGGCCACCCCCAUGCAGACAGCGUGUUCUCGUUAGCGAAUUCGCGCCGCCGCAGCCGGUCGUCUCCGCUCGGAGGAGCCAACUUCACUCCGAACCUAGCGGAGAAGGUAAACGAGGCUGCAAAGACGGUUUCAAAGUCCUCAGCGGCCACGGGUGGGAUGUUGAACAAUGCUUUUUACAUCAAUGAGCAGGGAGGUCGCUACAAUUAUGACUCUGCAACUACUAGUGGCGGCAUACGAAGUAGGAGUCCCCCAGCCGGUGCCGGUCCUGUUUCCGCUGCGCAGACCAUGGCGGACGCGGCGGAGUCUGUAUUUCGCCUAAUGUCCUCCUCCACGACCCCGGUCAUCACUUCCAGGGAGCCGAGCCCGACGGGCGCAGCUGCCUUCCAGGCAGGAAAUGCAAUGAACGAUGGUGGUGUGCUGGUCAAUUAUGCGGGAGCGGGCUCUGUAUCAAAUGUAAAAGUGUCUGGGUCUGGAAACUUGUGAUGCUGGGUGCUGGCGUCUCAUGAUGAGGCCACAAGUGCUGGCUCAGCAUGACUAGUUUCUGAGCUUCUAGGUGUUGCCUAUUCUGCAUGACAGACUGCGUUUCUGCAUCACGGAAAAAUGGAGCUCUUGGGUAACGUGCGUGACAGAAUAGAGAGUCACGCCAUGCAAGCAUGACAAACAUGCAUUCUUCCAGACCCAGACACUUUUGCACUUGAUGCUCUGCUUCGCCUUCCUCCAAGACGUCCAUGAUAAACAUUACCAUCAGGAAAAAACCACCAGGUAUUGAGAGGAAAAAUCCCCCCUCCCCAUAUCGAAACGAAGUUUCUGAUGCUGGAUUUGCGUACACAAAUCAGAUCUGUCCUGCAGAAAGUGCUUGGCGGCAUUUUCUCAGCCUGUUUGGGUAUGCAGAAGGCUAGUAAUUGCGCAUGACAAACAGGUUUGCAGUAGUCGAAAGCGGAUGAAAGACUUGCUCUGGAAUGCGUCAAAUGGCUCCUAUGAUCCUAUAUGCAAGACAAAGAUGAUUUGUGGGCACAAAUCAACAUCACAAAUUUCCGUUUUGAUAUGGGGAGGGGGGAUUUUUCAUUUUGAUACCAGGUGCUGGUUCCUCUGCUGCUGCCGGCUCAUACGAAGAUGUAGUUCUUGACCACGACCAGAGUCAAAUAAAUACAGAUCCGGCGCAAGAAUUGUUCCCAUUUCAUCAACACCAAUAUCAACCUCGACCGGAAGGCGAAGAGCUCGGGCUGCUGCCCGCCGGAAGUACUAGUAGUGCUGCAGUAGCAUUUCGGGCUGGCCAGAAAGUAUUGUCUACCCGUGGCACGAACCCCUCCCGCGGGUCCGUGGAGGAGUUUUAUUUGGACAACGUUCUACAACAGCUUCCUGCGAAUAAUUCCGGUCUUCAAGAACUACACUCCCCGUCAAUGGCGAUACACCCGGCAGAAGCAGGUCGAUAUGCAUUGCAAAUAGGUUAUCUUCGGGGUCUACUCCUGGAAGCAGGAUUGGGCUUGUCAUGCGAAGUCAUCUCGAGACGGACGCGGACCACAAAAAAUCUGUGUUGCAUGAACAAAACGCCAAAAGCUUGUUCGCACUUUUUGGUAAGCAAAAGGUGGAUCGCUCCUCGUGGAUUCAUUCUUUUUCAUGCGGGAUUGAUAGGGUAUCGAAGUGAACGUCUCGCAAAUAAAUCUGUGGUGCAGCUUCAUCUGUGCGCAUUGUUCCCCAAACGAUGUGCAGCUGCAUGGUCCACCGCCGCGACGAGGUGCAUUUUCGUACAAACCUCCAUUUCGCAACGUCCAAUCUGCUUCCAGACGUACUAGCCCAGGGACGAUAUUUGCAUUCGAUAGACAUAGACCACGAGUUUCUGCUGCAUCGAACGAGACGAGGACGACAACGACGAGUGACAAAAUGGCAGUUCCUAAUAUCAAACGACAAGAUGAAGAACAAGACCACUUUUAUUCACCAAAACUUCUCUCCCCGCUUUCAACGGAGCUGCAGCAGUAUCUCCAGGACGACGGCACGUUCCCGGUGAAUUUUCUCUUCGACAAGAUGUUCGCGAAUGAUAUGCAUUGCAAAAGCAUCGCACUCGUAUUGUAAUCAUGCAUUACAAAUCUUUUUCUUAAGAUAAAUUAGCAUUACAAAUUCUAUUUCUCAUGCUGAGGAAAUCUGUAAUGCAUUUAUACGAGUGCGAUCCUUUAUCACUGCAUAAACGACCCAGAGGUUCAGUUUCGGGAGUCCUUGACAAACCAUAAACUGCAGGACCAGGAGUACGCAGAGGAGUUUAAUAGAAAUGGUCUUCGUGGAGCUGCUGGAGGUGGUGCAAAACAUAUGAACAAACCGCAGAUCCCGACCUUGGUGCAGGAAUAUCUCGGGAUAAUAGGACCAGGAAAUAAAUCCUCUUCACCUCAGAAGCUGCAACCAACGCUAAUGCAAGCGAUCGCGGAGCGAAUCGCGCGGCUAUCAAAUGUAAAUAUGUCUGGGUCUGGAAGAUUGGAGGACUUGUCAUGCACAUUUUGCAUGAUCCAUAAUGUGUGUGAUGUAUGCGCCAGCGUCACAGAUUUUGUGAGGCCUUCCUGAUGCCUAUACCGCAUGGCAAAUGCCCUCUCCGCGUGAACAAAAACUGGACUCCUCUUGCGGUUUACGCAAUACAGAUUCUUCUAGAAUCCAAAGACAGCAUGACAAGUCUCAUCCUUCCAGACCCAGACAUUUUGGCAGUGCAUACCGGCUCGGGGAGGACCACGGGAGGAGAAAUCUGAGCGAGUUGCCAUUGGUCGAAAUUCCGGAGUUAAACGGAUUUUACCAGGGCGAGCACGUGGUAAUCCAAGGGCGAGAUGGCCGCGGGAAAACGAAGGUCAUACCGCACGGCGUCGGCUUGUUCACACCAGCAACAGCUGCACGAUCGUCCACGAGGGGCAGUGGCGUUACUAACGGAACUAGCACUACAGCAAUGGGAAAUUAUUCUUCUAGAAGCGCGAUACUAAAUAAAGAUAAACCUCCUGCUGCUCCGAUCUACUACGGCUUGUGGCGCAACGGGCGGAAAGAGGGCCCAGGGUUCGAGCUGUGGGACAAAACUGCGGCUACUAUGUCGACGCGACAGAAUCUGGCAUCGGCGGGAAGUCAACGGGCGAAAAACAUGGUUUUGAAGGAACAAGAAGGUGCGACAGCGAGUACUAGUAUGUCUUCCGCUAUGGGAGUGUCAGGAUCGAAAUCGUCAAAGUUGAAAUGAUUUGUCAUGCAUAAAAUGCGAAGAUACCAAAACUGACUCUAUUGCAGAGGACGCACGGGAGGCAGAGUAUAGUCCUGGCAAGGGUCAAAAGUUGGACUCCUGACUAGCAUAACAGAAGCCAGCUCUUUUGCCCUAAGCCGCAUGACAGACUCGCUUCCAGGACCGGGAUAAUUUGUCAUGCACCGACUACAAACUGUAGGUAACUGGUAUCAGUUUUAUGCAUGACAAAUCAUUUCAACUUUGGCGAUUUCAAACCUGACGCUUCCAUAUCCGCACACCUAGUUUUCGAUCUCUACGUGGGGCAGCACGCGAAUAACAAACGGAACGGGUUCGGAAUCUGCCAGUGGGAAAGCGGUGGCGGUGGCGGUGGAGGUACAAGUAGUGGCGACAUGAAUGCGAACAAUUCUAGUUACGUCGGUGAGUUUCUUCACGACAAAAUGCACGGGUUCGGUGUUUAUCACUACCCGAAACGCCGCGGAAAGGCGUCCUACCUGCUGGAACAGGUCCGUUUCGAGGGGAUUUUUGAGCAGGGAAGACGUCACGGCCGCGGGAGAAUGGUGUCGAUAUGCAUUGCAAAUAUGUCUGGGUCCUCUGGAAGGGCGCGAACUUGUGAUGCGUAUUUCACAACGCCCACAAAUCUCUCUCAUGCAUAGGCAGCAAAAGAUGGCCACUUCCUGUCACCAAAAUGGGAGAUCUGUCAUGCAGAUUAGGCAUUGCAGAGGCUGCUUCUCGAAAUCUGUGAUGCUAGGUCUGCCAUGAUAGACCUUCUGUGCCAUGCAAAAACAGCAUGACCAACCUUGCAUCCGUCCAAACCCAGACAUAUUUGCAUUUGAUAGUCGACGGUGUUCAGCAACCUGGGCGGAUUCAACAGAACCGCAGAUGGAUUAGAGGGAGACGACACGAAGAUUUUAAAAAGAGAAAUCCAAAACGGCGUGUGGCGGAAUAGCGUGCUGGUGGCGAGUAACUAAGAAGAAAUGUAGAACAAGUGCCGCAAGAUAGAACAAAUCCAACAUCGCUUUGUUGGUGCGAGUUGUUGGAGUUCUUGAUGUGGUCCCUUCAGAUGAACUUUCUUUACCAUUAGAAGAGUUUCUAAGUCGUGACAACUUAGAAGUGGACGCUUAUCUGCCAUUAGAAGAGUUCCGACACAGCACUUCUUCGGUACAGAACUAAGGUCAUGACUUUGAACGGUACAUUAAACAAGGUGUCAAGAAGGUGUUCCUUUGGAGCACGCAAAGAGGCACAUUGCCGCCGUCCUAUGGACCGCCUUACAGGUAGAUCACCAUCCCUCGACGUAAUACGUAAUGUUCGUGUUCCGCACGACUUUCGUCUACUUGAAGGAUAUUGCGCCGAUGCUGGUCUUCUUCGUUUUAUUUGACUUUGUUUGCCUGUUGCUGUUGGUCAAAACGCGUUCUACUCCUAGUAACAACGUUGGUACUUACGUCGUCUUCCACAUAAUUUUUCGUGCAACGAGUUCCGAUCAUGUCGUAGUAGUCUAGUCGUUCCAUUUUGCCAAAGUUCAUCGCAACAUAUGUCAGCAUCAAAGUAGCUGCGCUCUCGCCUCCGUUCGUUCACAUCUACCACCUUUGAACUUUUCGAAUUGAUGUGUGCUCUCGUUCAAUAUUCGUGCCUCAAACUUCGUGCAGAUGAAAAAAACCGGAACAAUAAAU
This is a messenger RNA of Amoebophrya sp. A120, 10021 nucleotides long. Lineage: Eukaryota; Dinophyceae; Syndiniales; Amoebophryaceae. The record is from the annotation of a GenBank genome assembly.